Anoplophora glabripennis (Asian longhorned beetle) is the source of this 6887-nucleotide messenger RNA. RefSeq lists its product as uncharacterized. The record is from RefSeq and is a predicted model, not a curated record. The coding region runs from base 416 to 3136 and encodes 906 amino acids. Gene Ontology annotation, molecular function: 3'-5' exonuclease activity; nucleic acid binding. Gene Ontology annotation, biological process: nucleobase-containing compound metabolic process. NCBI's taxonomy places the organism in Eukaryota, Metazoa, Arthropoda, Insecta, Coleoptera, Cerambycidae. The transcript has 7 exons.
GAUGGCGGAAGCCAACUUGAUGUUCUAGAGAUCGCAAAAAAGUUUUUAUUUUAUAAUAUUUUUCUUUUAAUUUUAUAAACCAAAUUUGUAUCAAAAUUUGCAAUUAGUCUGUUUGUUUGUGUGAGUAUAAGUGCAUUGUGAUAUUAUUUGUAACCAAGGAAGAAAAAUCUAACUCGCUAAGAAGAACUCCUUUAUACAUUUUUUUUAUACAUUUUACUACAAUAGUCUACUUAAAGUUUUAUUAAGUACCUAUAUUUACAUUGUAUAUAUAUAUUGUUAACGCUUUUCGUUUCGUGGUGUAAUUUAAUUUAAAAGAAAAUAUUUUUAAACAAAUAACCAUAUGAUUUUUGAGAAAAUCUACCAAGAUCUGAUAUACGCCUCUUGAGUUGGUUUUAUUUAUUAAUAUUAAAUCAUAAUGGAGGCUAUGCAGUACGAAUUGGCUCGAAAUAUGACCUUGUUGUUCUUCUUCGAACGUCUCCUCGACAAGGGAGAACCUAGAACGUUACACGAUUUAAGCUGCCAGUUUGGGUCUAAAGGCUUCACGAAAGAGAUGAGACAGAUAGCAGGAGGAAGUCAAAGCGGCUUAAAAAAGUUCUUGACACAGUACCCUGCUCUUUUCUCUAUGGAAGGAGAAUAUGUGACGAUAAACACGUUUCAGCACAGCAGUAAUAAGGAUUGUUCAGGUGGCAAAGAUUAUAAUACGCAAGCUGUGGAGUACUUCUCCGAAAAACUCGCCCAAUACGGCGAGGGUACUGAAGUGCCCAUCCGCAGCCUCCUAGGCCACAGAUCUCAAGCGAGUCCAGAAGUCCGGCAUGUCUCGGGUCAACAUUUCCAUGAAUUCAGGGAGUUCCUACUUAAGCAUCCGGAGUCUUUCACUGUCGAUGAUGAGAAAGAAACUGUGAUUCUCGCGAACUUCAGCGCGGUGAAGAGUCAUUGCCCUCCAGAACUACACUUCCAACCAGACGUUAAGAUAGAUCCGCAAGAGACCCAGACGCUGUUGGAUUUUUUAGCGCAGUGCAUCGAGGUCAAAGGCCCUAUCUUAGUAGAACAACUAUUCCAGAUAGUCAGCUGCAACUUACCAGAAAGCAUGUGGUCGAACCUCUUUAACACUCCAACGCACCUGACUAGUUUCCUACGAUUGUUCUCGGACAGCUUCCACAUACAGUCGAAUCUAGUGACGCUCCUACAGGCGCCGAAAAUAAACCAAAAACAUAUCUCCGCUCAGGUAUCGCUCAUCAGAGAAAACAAGAAAAACAACGAGGAGCUGAAAAACGCAAGAAACUUAGCCAACGACAGCAAGAACGAAAUAAUCGAGAAGGUCAACUUGAAAAUCGAGAAAGCACCUUCUCCGCCUUUGGAAAUUAAGACGGAGAAAGUCGUGCAGUUAUCGCCGAGGUCCAUCAGUGACAGGUUGAAACAGCCGAAGUUGCAGCAGAAGUUGUCCGAGGCCCAAGCGAAAUCGCUGAGUCCCGAACCGCCGCUGUCGCCAGUUCCUCAAGCACCGGUUAGCUUAAUUCCCCAAAAUGACGACAGGAGUAAAGGAGUUAAUUUUAGAUUAGGCAAAUUAAAUAAACAAAUCUCAGAACCUGCAGAAGAGCCCGUCAUUCCACAGAGUCCUCAAUUACCCCAAAGCGAACCUGUCCGACCCGCAAACAAACAGGCUUCCACCUACAACCAGUCCCUAAAGCAGAGAAUAAACAACCUCGUGCUGAAAACGCUGCAAGAAAACACUGGCCGCGAAAGACAGACUCUGCUUAACCACCAGACGCACAGCGAUUCGUGGAAGGCAAAACUAUUCCAAAACACCAGGGUGAUAUGCAGCAUAAGGGAAUGCCAAAUGGUCAUCGAGGAUAUUAUGAGCAAAGCUACGCCUAACAACAACAAGGCGUGGCCUUUUUCCACCGAUAAGGUGGUGGUGGGAUUCGAUUGCGAAGGCAUUAAUUUGGGAAUAAAGGGCCAGCUUACCUUGAUGCAAAUCGCAUCGAUGAGUGGAUUUUCGUACGUUUUCGAUCUGAUUUCCUGCCCACAAAUGAUAGAUAACGGCUUGAGGAAGUUGUUAGAAAGCGCCGACGUGGUCAAGAUUAUGCACGACUGUCGGAACGAUUCCGUUAACCUCUACAACCAGUUUAACAUCACUCUUCAAACCGUGUUCGAUACACAAGCGGCACACGCCGUCCUCACAUAUCAGGAAACCAGCCGACCGGUCUACAAAGCUAAAAGCGUAGCUCUGAACGCCCUCUGCGAGUGCUACGGAGCCCCCAUCAACCCCAUGAAGGACCAGCUGAAGAAUAUCUACAGACGAGAUCAGAAGUACUGGUCUAGAAGGCCUCUAACGAGGGAAAUGAUACUUUACGCUUCGGCGGACGUGUUGAGUUUGGUUAACGAGAAGAUCUACUAUCCUAUGAGUAAGGCCAUUAGGGAGGAGAACAGGGGGCUCAUGCUGGAACUCUGCGAAGAGCAGAUAUUCAUGCACAUAAACCCAGAUACAGUGAAACUGAAAAAGAGGCAAAGAAAAACAGAGACGGAGGUGGCAGAGCUGCGAGUAAAGUUGGCACAAGCCACUAAGAGUGUUGUACUGAGCAAUAGAGAGGUUAGGUUGCUGAGGUAUAUCGAAUUGACGGACGAGGAAAAGGAGAAACUGAAAUCGUCCGCUAAGGUAGCGAAGAAACUAGAAAAAUUGGAAAGCUUGGGCCAAGACAGAGACGGCGACAGCUCGGACGACGACGGUGAAAACGAACAGGACUACCCCAGCCUGGAAAGCGACAUGACGUCUCCCCGAAACUCCGAACCCACGAGUCUCACGGAAUCCAUGCAGCUGGUCGAUUCGAUACUCAACGACAACAAGAUCGACCGUCUGGUAAAAAUCGACAAGUUAGAGUCGAUCCUGAGCGCCGCGGCCCUCCUACAAACCGAAACUGAUCCGGGCAAGUGCAACUGCAACUGCCACUGUAACAAGCUGAACAACGGAUACAGGCAUCAGGAUCGAGUCGUGUCUCCUACUAACGAGUAUGUUAGCAGUGUUAAAGACAACGAACCCGGAUUCGCCAAAGAGAACCACACCAACGUUGCGACGCAAACGCUCAGCACGGGCGAUAUCGUCGUCACGAAAAUAUAUUUUACCGAGACGACUGAAUGAGAGAAUUGAGGUUAGUUUUUUUUUUGGGAAAAAAUCUUUGAUACCGCACUAAACAGUAUCGGUACACGAUAUUCUAAAGAUUAGUUGUAGAGGAAGACUAAUGCUCAAUAACCUGAUUUUUUUUAGUGGGAAUUUUGUUAUAUUAUUUAAAAAAUGGCCUUAAGAGAAUGAAUUGAUUAAACCAAUUGUAAAUAGUUAUUAGAUGCAAUAAUUUAUAAUUUAACGUUAUUUAAUAGCCGUUAUUUUUUCAUAGGUUUGAUUAGAUGACGGGCAUAAAGUACUUAAAGGUUAGCGAGAUAUAUGGAUAAGGUAGAGUUUUUAGACUUUUUAUAUGAAAUACGGGAAACUUUUUUAUAUAAUUUGUAGUUUUGCGGAAAUGGUCGCAGGCAAGACGCAAGGAGGUAGUUUAUUUGUUAGAAGGAACGACAGGAUUAAUUUAAGGCAGGUAAAAUAAUGUGAACUAUUAAAGGUAAUUUUUUAUUACAGGGUUUUUGCAAAGGUGUGCUGCAGCUGAUUCUUUUAUUUUUUAUCGUGCAGCUUGUUUUUUAUUUUUUAUUUUUUUUGACUUGUUCUGUGAUGAUUUUUAUGUCAAAAGUUUUUGGGGCAUUGAAAGCGAGGUUUUUGAUUAAAAAAAUCAAAUAUUUACAAAUGCGUUUUUGGUGUCAUAUGUCAAACUCAGGUCGACCAAAACACUACGUACAUAAAGAACCUUAUAAACAAACAACUCUUUUACUUUGCACUUGUGUAGUGUAUUGGGUUGGGGAAUAAAUAGUGUCUGUUUUUUUCUCAAAUUUAAGAUUUUUUUUUAACUCUACUCAGUGAUGUAUUCUCCAUCGUUAUUUAUGACCUCAUCGCAACGUUCAACAAGUUUCUUGAUGCUGUUCUGUAGGAACUCUCCGGGUUCGACUCGAAAAACUCGUCCAACCAAGCUCUUAACCCGUUGUUAAAACAAACACCGCAUAAGAAGUUUGACAAAGAGCAGAGAGUUCGACAUCUUCAUUGACGGUUUGAUUAUUCGGUAAGAGUUCGAAUAAAGAAUCCCGUUCCGAUCCCACCAGAUGCUUAACAUUGUCUUUCGAAGAUGAAGCUCUGGUCUCGUUCGCGGAAUUGCUUGUUUUUUGGGUCAAUCAUUUUUUUCGUUGUUUCAAAUUCACGUACAGACAGCUUUUUCCAUCACCAGUAACAAUACGAUGAAGAAAACGUUCUUUAUGACUACGUGUUGAUCGAUGACGCCAGAGCAAACCAGCGGCAAUUGCUGAGCGUUGAUUCGCAUUGUUUUCGUUCAAAACGUGGAGUUUUAAACUUUUCCCAUAGAAUGCAGGUGGUUUACCAAUUUCCCUUGUUGAAUGUCUUGGAUUUUCAUUAAGGACUCGAAUCAAUUGCUCCUCAUCAAAUUCAACAGGUCGCCCAAAACGAUUCAUGUCUUUAAGGUUCAAAUCACUCUUUUACUUUGCAGUUGUGUAGUGUAUUGGGUUAGGGAAUAAGUAAUGUCUGUUUUUUUCUACUUUAAAUCUACUCUGAUGUAUUCUCCAUUGUUAUUUAUGACCUCAUCGCAACGUUCAACAAGUUUCUCGAUGCUUCUUCUAUAGGAAUUCUCUGGUUUCGACUCAAAAAACUCAUCCAACCAAGCUCUUAACUCAUUGUCGUUAAAAGAAACACCGCGUAAGGAGUUUGACAAAGAGCGGAAGAGGUGAAAAUCAGGAGUGGGAUCGGGAGAGUAAGGCGUGUGCGGCAGAACUUCCCGAUUCAACUCCGAAAUGGCCAUUGUGGUCAUACUGGCGAUAUGUGGUCGUCCACUCUCAUGUUGUCGUAUUGCCGAUCAGAUCUUUUUUGUUGAAUAGCGUCACCCUAGUUGUUCGACAUCUGCGUUGACGGUUUGAUUACUCGGUAAGAGUUCGAAUAAAGAAUCCCUUUCCAAUCCCACCAGACGCACAACAUUGUUUUUCGAGGAUAAAGUUCUGGUCUUGUUCGCGGAAUUACUUGUUUUUUGGGUCUAAACUAUUCUUUCUGCUGUUUCAAAUUCAUGUACAGACAGCAUUUUUCAUCACCAGUGUCAAUACGAUAAAGAAAACGUUCUUUAUGAUUUUUUUUUAUAUGUGUUGAUCGAUGACGCCAGAGCAAACCAGCGGCAAUUGUUGAGCGUUGAUUCUUAUUGUUUUCGUUCAAAACGUGGAGUUUUUGAACUUUACCCAUCGAAUGCAGGUGGUUUACCAUUUUCCCUUGUUGAAUGUAUUGGAUUUUCAUUAAGGACUGGAUUCAAUUGUUCUUCAUCACCAGGGUAGCGUAGUCAGUCGAGCAUUCGGUGGCUCGACCUCACUUCCUAUUCUGGUCCGGGUUCGAUCCCUGGUUUCGGUACUGGCAAUGCCGAUGGGUAAUGGGUGUUUGUCUGCGUUUUUUCAAGUGUAGCCCCCUUCCGCACAGCCUUUGGCUUUGAAUUUGGGGGUUGUCUCAUUUCUGUGGUGUGUUUUAUGUUUAUGUUCAUCUAAUUCAACAGGCGUCCCCAAUGAUUCAUGUCUUUAAGGGCCAAAUCACCUUCUUUAAAACAUGAAAACCGUUAACGAGCCGUUUGUUCAAUCGUUUGUUCAAUCGUAAAGCAGCUAGAUCGGCUUUAGCAAACAAAAGCAAGUACCGAAAAUGAUUAAUUUCAAAUUAAUGAAAAUUCACAAUCGUAACGAAGCAACCAAGAACACAAUCUGAUAGAGUGAUGUGUCAAUUUAGCAAUGCGUUUGAAUCUCAUGUGAAUUUUUAAAUUCGAAAAAACUGACAUUAUUCCCCAACCCAUUAUUUGGCGUUCAUUCUGUUGUGUUGGUUGCACUUAUUGUGUAGUUCCCUCGUAACAUUGUUUUAAUUAUUUGUUGUAAUGGUCUUGGGAUAAUAACAACUAUUAAAUAACAAUCCAGUAGUAUAAUAGUGGACCUGUCAGUAAUAAAAAUUUAACGACACAGUAGGUCGGUAUCCCUCAAAAAAUGAUUAUGAAUCGUUGUCGUUUUAUAUUUAUUGAAAUGGCGGGAUUAAUUUCACUGAAGUAAUAAUUUCAGUCAAUUAUUUAUUAACAAAUUAUUUGUUGUUAUCGUAGAUUGCAUAAUUAUAGAAUAGAAUAAUAUAUUUUUACCAUUUUUAACUGAAUAAAAAUAUUGAACUUGAUACUACAAAAAAAAUAUAUAAGGAAAUAUUUUGGGAAACAAUCUUUGUACCGGAAAAUUAAUUUUUUACCAAAGAAUUUUUUUCCGUAACUGGGAAAACCUUUAUCAGAAUUUAGAUCAGGUUUAGCACUUAUCUUUUUAUAACUAUAAAAUUAUAUAUCUUUUUUUGUUAAAGAAUCGUGAAAUGAUGCAUAGCUAAAAAUUAUUUACGUUUCACGGUACUAGUUAAUCGGUGCUUUAAAUUCUUUUCGCGUACUAGAGCAAAUGUUAAUUUUGCUGCCAUAUACGUAACGAUUAUAAUUACAAUGAUUGUUUUAAUUGUUUAAAUUAUUUCCAAGGUGAUAACUAAUAUAGCUGUAAUAGAUUUAUGUUUAGCCUGCGUUGGUUUCUUUACGGACCAAAAAUCUCACGAAACGUGUAGAUGUCUAUAUGUUGUUUGUUAAACCCUUAUACGCCGUAGACUAUAUAAGGUCUUUUUAUCUUAAAUAUUUUAAGAUUGUUAAGACUAUUUAUAAAAUGAUUUUAUAUUACUUGAGCAAUAUUUAUGUAUUAUCUAACAUACAUUAUGUUUGCUGGUAAAGGUUUUUAAAAAUAAAAUCAAAUAAACG